AGAGAGAGACAGAGAGAGAGAGAGACAGCUGAGGAGGAGCAGACAGACGGAGGGACGACACACACCGCCGAAAUGGGAGUCGAGAUCGAGACUAUCACCCCGGGCGACGGAAGGACUUUCCCCAAAAAAGGACAGACGUGCGUGGUGCAUUAUGUUGGUUCCCUGACGGACGGGCGCAAGUUUGACUCAUCCCGCGACAGGGACAAGCCCUUCAGGUUCAAGAUCGGCAAGCAGGAAGUGAUCCGAGGCUGGGAAGAGGGUGUGGUGCAGAUGAGUGUCGGUCAAAGGGCCCAGCUGACCUGCACACCUGACUUUGCUUACGGAAACAAAGGCCACCCGGGCAUCAUUCCUCCCAACGCCACCCUCAUCUUUGACGUUGAGCUGCUGGGUUUGGAAUGAAACAAAUUCACGUCCUGAUUUUUUUUUUUUUUUAAGUUCUGUGUGACUUCCUACCUGGGUGACCCGGAGAGAAGCUAGGAGAGUCUGCACUUGAUUCUAUACGAGGCUCGAGUCUAUUGUUCCACUACUUAUUUCAUCAAACUGACAGACAGUUUGUGUUAUUUUGUCCCUGUCACUGAGUGAAUUCUAUUUUCCAUCAUAUCCUUCCUCCCUAAGAACCAUGGGCCAUGACCUCACGAACCUCCAUGUCUUGAAUUCUUUGGAAUUUUGCGCUUUACUUUUCUUUCUGUUUUUUUCCAAGUGUUGGUCUUGCAUGGUUACGCUGAGAAGUACAAAAAUACCAAUGAACCACUAGCGGCGACAUUCAUCUCUCACGAGUUGACGCUAGUAUAAUACUAGCUAGUAUAAUAGUGUUUUCGAGAGCUGGCGCUUUGUCGUAUUACAGGAACGGAAAAAAAGUGUACAAAUAUAAAACGAAAAGCACACAUUUGUAUCCCUAUCAAGCUGAUAAUCAGAACAAAUGGAAAAAGUUUGUGUUAGAGAGAGACGAGGCUUAGUUUUGAGUUUAGUUGCUGCCUGUAGUGAAGUGUCAAGUCAUGGGAGGCCUUGAUGGUGCAACACAUGUUUACUAUAUGUUUACUACAUGAAAAAGCCAUUUGAAGUGUGAGCUAGAGAGGCGUAACUGGCGCAAAUGCGAACCAAUCGUGUUUGUAGAUAGUUCUGUGUGCCUACAUCUUCUGAUCAGACACACGGUUACGACUAACUUGCCCUGUCUGCAUGUUCAAGGCGCCGACGGAAACGCUAGUAGUACGUAAAAGCUUUGCAUUCGAUCUUUGCGUUGUUAUUGCCUUCUUAUCUCGCCAUGUCUUUAAACCCCAUUUAAAGCCAUACAAAGGUCAACCAGUGCAAGGACAGGAUUUGCAUUGAUCCACAUCAAUUGGAGUAAUUCUUUUUUUUCUUAGUAAAAUUAAAUAAAUAAAAGGGGAAAUGCUUGAAAUUCACAAAAGGGUGUUUAGGAAUCAAUCAAAUUGUUACCUCCCUUGUUAUUUUGUGUAACAACUUCAAUCAUGUAUUUUUCAAAUGCCAACUUUCUAUCUCUGAGAAUCAACAAAGCUAAUGUAUAACAUAUGAUGAUAGAUGUUGUUUUUCUUAAGUUGUUUUUUGUCCCCAGUGUCAGUGAAGUACCGCUCUGCCUGACUGAAGUCUACAGUGUGUUAGACAAAGAAGCUGACACCAGGGCAUCCUAGUGGUUUUGUAUCUCAAAUAAAUAGUUUUAAAUGGAGUUUAAUGAAGGAAUAUUCUGGCCUGGCUGUCAGAUAUUGACUGUGGUUGUCGAUUUUAAAUAUUGGCCAAGCUGCAAGUGGUGAAGGCAGCAGUCCACCUCUGUACUGUGUAGUUAUUCGCUGAUACGUUACUGUAUGCAGACUAAACCAAUGAUGACAUAUUUAAAAUAAAUAAGUGC
Messenger RNA from Anoplopoma fimbria (sablefish), 1861 nucleotides. RefSeq names its product FKBP prolyl isomerase 1Ab (gene fkbp1ab). Gene Ontology annotation, molecular function: peptidyl-prolyl cis-trans isomerase activity. Lineage: Eukaryota; Metazoa; Chordata; Actinopteri; Perciformes; Anoplopomatidae. The transcript has 5 exons. Bases 73 to 399 code for a protein of 108 amino acids. The record is from RefSeq and is a predicted model, not a curated record.